This is a messenger RNA of Racocetra persica, 501 nucleotides long. Lineage: Eukaryota; Fungi; Glomeromycota; Glomeromycetes; Diversisporales; Gigasporaceae. The record is from the annotation of a GenBank genome assembly.
AAUGGUGUAGGAGAAUGGACACCUGAAUGUAUGAGAGAAAAGAAAUUUCCACGAGUUGUUAUCUGGGACGAGUCAGACUUAUUCCAUGAAGCACUUCCAGUUGCAAAAAAAUGUGAAUAUCUUGAAGCUGAAUGGAAGCCAUCAGAUCGUAUCUUAUUAGCACAUAUACUUUCCCGAAGAAUUGCUUCCUAUAAAUGCUUAGAACUUCAUCGAAAAAAAUAUCCCAAUGUACUGAUCCCGUUAAUUUAUAGGCCAAGAGAUAAACACAAACAGAAUUGCCUUGUCCAAAUUCCCGGCUCAUCUGAAAAGAAGGAGUUAGUAAAAAAUGAUAUAGAAUAUUUGCCCUUAAAUACACUCUCUGACAAGUUCUUAAAAGAUAUAUUAGUGGAUAAAAAAAUCAUAGAUUGGGAACUCGGAUACGCAAUGACCAUUCAUACUAGUCAAGGAAUGACUCUUAAGUUACCACAACGUAUUUGGGUCAUUGAUGAAAACCUAGCCUAG